Messenger RNA from Protobothrops mucrosquamatus (brown spotted pit viper), 2270 nucleotides. It is a transcript of the gene LEO1, whose product is annotated as LEO1 homolog, Paf1/RNA polymerase II complex component. Gene Ontology annotation, cellular component: Cdc73/Paf1 complex; nucleus. Gene Ontology annotation, biological process: transcription elongation by RNA polymerase II; positive regulation of transcription elongation by RNA polymerase II. The record is from RefSeq and is a predicted model, not a curated record. NCBI's taxonomy places the organism in Eukaryota, Metazoa, Chordata, Lepidosauria, Squamata, Viperidae. Gene Ontology annotation, molecular function: RNA polymerase II C-terminal domain phosphoserine binding.
GGAUCGCCCAGCGCCGACUCCGCGGUUCUGUCCUGGGAAUUGGGCUUUCCUCAGCAUGGCGGACAUGGAGGAGCUCUUCGGGAGCGACGCCGACACGGAACCGGAGCAAAAAGACUCUGAUUCUGGAUCUGACUCGGAUUCGGACCGGGAGAACACCGGCUCAGUUAGCAACAUUUCCGGCAGCGAGAGCGACAGAGAGGACGAUGCGUUAAAGCCCAGCAACAAAGAGUUGUUCGGGGAAGACAGUGAGGACGAGGGUGUUUCUCACCACAGCGCCAGCGACAACCAGUCUGAACGAUCCUACAAUCCUUCUGAAGGCUCGGCGCACUCCGAACACGAGGACAACGAGGACCAGUCGGACAUUGAGCAGCACAGCGGCUCAGAACCUGCGCACGACGAGGAAGACGAGGAGGACCGCAGAUCGGAUGAUGGCAGCCAUCGCUCCGAGGCUGAAGGGUCCGAGAAAGUCCAUUCGGAGGACGAGAAAUGGGACAGAGAGGAUAAAAGUGAUCAGUCCGACGAGGACGAGAAGCUCCAGAAUUCAGACGACGAGGAGCAGAUUCAGCAUUCCGACGACGAAGAGAAAAACUCGGACGAUGAGGAGAGGGCGCAGAUCUCUGACAGCAAGGAGAGGCUGGACCAGUCCGAUGAUGACGAGGAGAGACCCCAGUCCGACGAGGACGAGAAGCUCCAGAAUUCAGACGACGAGGAGCAGAUUCAGCAUUCCGACGACGAAGAGAAAAACUCGGACGAUGAGGAGAGGGCGCAGAUCUCUGACAGCAAGGAGAGGCUGGACCAGUCCGAUGAUGACGAGGAGAGACCCCAGGUUUCUGACGAGGAGAAGCUUCAGAACUCGGAGGAUGAAGAAAGGCCGCGAAAUUCCGAUGAAGAAAACAUGCAGAACUCGGAGGACGAGGAGGAACGGGUGGCACGCUCGGAAGAGGAGAAGCUUCUGAAUUCGGACGACGAGAGGCCUCAGCAUUCAGACGAUGAAGAGCAACAUUUGUCCGAGGAUGAGGAGGAACGCGAGCACAAAUCAGAAUCAGCAAGAGGCAGCGACAGCGAGGAUGAUAUUCCCCAAGCAAGGAGCAAGAAGCAAAUUAUAUCUGAUUCCGAAAUGGAAAGCGAUACGGAAGGACAAAAAAAUAACAGAGACGCGAUGGAUUUGUUUGGAGGAGCAGACGAUAUCUCUUCAGGAAGUGAUGGAGAAGACAAGCCACCAACGCCAGGGCAGCCUAUUGAUGAGAACGGUUUGAAUGAAGGGCAGCCGGAAGACGAGGCUAUCCCUGAAACACGCAUAGAAGUGGAAAUCCCCAAAGUCAACACGGAUCUGGGAAACGACCUGUAUUUUGUAAAGCUUCCCAACUUCCUCAGUGUGGAACCCAGGCCUUUUGAUCCCCAGUAUUACGAGGAUGAAUUUGAAGACGAGGAGAUGCUUGAUGAAGAAGGCAGGACAAGAUUAAAACUGAAGGAUGUGUACAAAGCACCCCUGCAGGGAGACCACAACCAUCUCUUCAUCAGACAAGGAACUGGGCUUCAGGGACAGGCUGUCUUCAAGACAAAAUUGACCUUCCGGCCACAUUCGACAGACAGCGCCACGCACAGGAAGAUGACCCUCUCCUUGGCAGACAGAUGUUCAAAAACGCAGAAAAUCCGUAUUCUGCCAAUGGCUGGUCGUGAUCCAGAGUCCCAACGCACAGAAAUGAUUAAGAAAGAGGAGGAACGGCUGCGAGCGUCUAUUCGUAGGGAAUCCCAGCAGAGAAGGAUGCGCGAGAAACAACACCAACGGGGUCUGAGUGCCAGUUACUUGGAGCCCGACCGCUACGACGAGGAAGAAGAAGGAGAAGAAGCCAUCAGCCUGGCCGCCAUCAAGAACAGAUACAAAGGCGGGAUACGAGAGGAGCGCGCUCGGAUUUAUUCGUCAGACAGCGAUGACGGCUCGGAUGAGGAGAAAACACAGAGGCUGCUCAAAGCGAAGAAACUCAACAGUGAUGAGGAGGGUGAGCCUUCCGGUAAGAGAAAAGCUGAAGAUGACGAAAAGACCAGCAAGAAACAGAAGAAAUAUGUGAUCAGCGAUGAGGAAGAUGAAGAUGAGGAGAUGUAAUAGGCAUGGACUUUGAACAUUGGUGAUAGGGUGUUUUUUUUUAAAAAAAAAAAAUAGAGACUAUAUUGUUCUUUUCCAACCAUGAUGUAAGUAGAUUCCAUGAAGAAUGGGGGCGGGGGCGACAUUUGUAUUAAUGAUAUUAAUGUGAAUAAAACUUUUUGUGGGA